UCCCUCUUCGGUGCUAUCCUCUCUUCAAACAUUUUCAGUAGAAGGCGUCUUAAUAAACGCCUUCGUCUUAAUUUACUUUCGUUUCUUCUUCUUUCAAAUCUCUCAAACGGUUUCGUUUUCUUCUCAAUUAGCGAAAAUGAGAGAGUGCAUUUCAAUCCACAUUGGUCAGGCCGGUAUCCAGGUCGGUAAUGCCUGCUGGGAACUAUACUGCCUCGAGCACGGUAUCCAGCCUGAUGGCCAAAUGCCAAGUGAUAAGACUGUCGGAGGAGGUGAUGAUGCUUUCAACACCUUUUUCAGUGAAACUGGUGCAGGGAAGCACGUGCCUCGUGCCGUCUUUGUUGAUCUUGAGCCCACUGUCAUUGAUGAAGUGAGGACUGGUACUUACCGCCAGCUCUUCCACCCCGAACAGCUCAUCAGCGGCAAGGAAGAUGCCGCCAACAACUUUGCCCGUGGCCACUACACAAUUGGUAAGGAGAUUGUUGAUCUCUGCUUGGACCGCAUCAGGAAGCUGGCUGAUAACUGCACUGGUCUUCAGGGCUUCCUUGUGUUCAACGCCGUUGGUGGAGGAACUGGUUCCGGUCUUGGUUCCCUUCUUUUGGAGCGUUUGUCAGUUGACUAUGGAAAGAAGUCCAAGUUGGGUUUCACUGUUUACCCAUCUCCUCAGGUGUCCACAUCCGUCGUUGAGCCUUACAACAGUGUUCUCUCAACUCACUCUCUGUUGGAGCACACUGAUGUGGCUGUUCUUCUUGACAAUGAGGCCAUCUAUGAUAUCUGCAGGCGCUCCCUUGACAUUGAGCGCCCAACUUACACCAACCUUAACCGUCUUGUCUCUCAGGUGAUUUCUUCCUUGACUGCCUCUCUGAGGUUUGAUGGUGCUUUGAAUGUGGAUGUUACUGAGUUCCAGACCAACUUGGUCCCUUACCCAAGAAUCCACUUUAUGCUUUCCUCUUAUGCCCCUGUCAUCUCUGCCGAGAAGGCCUACCAUGAACAACUCUCAGUUGCUGAAAUCACCAAUAGUGCAUUUGAGCCCUCGUCUAUGAUGGCCAAGUGUGACCCUCGCCAUGGCAAGUAUAUGGCUUGCUGCCUCAUGUACCGUGGUGAUGUUGUGCCCAAGGAUGUCAAUGCCGCUGUUGCUACCAUCAAGACCAAGCGUACCAUUCAGUUUGUUGACUGGUGCCCAACUGGAUUCAAGUGUGGUAUCAACUACCAGCCACCAACUGUUGUUCCUGGAGGUGAUCUUGCCAAGGUGCAGAGGGCAGUUUGCAUGAUCUCCAACUCCACUAGUGUUGCUGAAGUGUUCUCUCGCAUUGACCACAAGUUUGAUCUCAUGUAUGCUAAGCGUGCCUUUGUCCACUGGUAUGUGGGUGAGGGUAUGGAGGAAGGAGAGUUCUCAGAGGCUCGUGAGGAUCUUGCUGCCCUUGAGAAGGAUUAAGAGGAGGUUGGUGCUGAGUCAGCUGAGGGCGAGGAUGAUGAUGGCGAUGAGUACUAAGAGAUCCAAGUGCCUGCAAUAAUAUCUGAAUGCUAUUUUGAUAUCUGUGUUUUUGUAUGGUCUUGUGCCCUGUGUUGUAUUUGUUCUAUGAAAAAACUUGCGCUUGUAUGAGUUUUGAUUCUUACUCGUUUCAAAGCUGUUUUAAUUUAGUUUGAAAAAUUAAAAAUCUAUGCUAUCGCUAUGUUAGUGUAAAGUUGUGCCGAGUUCUUUCAUGCUAGAGUAGAUGGUUUGUCCUUCAAUUGUUGGGUUGCCGAAACCAUUUGCUUAAGCACAAACUUUUCACACCUUAGAAUACUUGGCCUGAAUGUUGUGUAUUGGGCCUAUAAAAUAUGCUUCAGGGUGGACUGCA
Messenger RNA from Pistacia vera, 1838 nucleotides. Its product is annotated as tubulin alpha chain. Gene Ontology annotation, molecular function: GTP binding; structural constituent of cytoskeleton. The record is from RefSeq and is a predicted model, not a curated record. Gene Ontology annotation, cellular component: cytoplasm; microtubule. Bases 137 to 1432 code for a protein of 431 amino acids. The transcript has 4 exons. Lineage: Eukaryota; Viridiplantae; Streptophyta; Magnoliopsida; Sapindales; Anacardiaceae. Gene Ontology annotation, biological process: mitotic cell cycle; microtubule cytoskeleton organization.